Molecule: messenger RNA, 1896 nt
Organism: Vitrella brassicaformis
Lineage: Eukaryota; Vitrellaceae
Source: the annotation of a GenBank genome assembly
CACCCACUCCACCAAGCGACCCAGCCCUUUUUAGGCUGAUCCUGAUCCGGCCAGGCCAUCUGUGGACCUUGACAUCCAUCCAUCCAUCGGCCCAUCAGCCCAUCACUCAGUCGGUUUGGUUGCCGUAGACGACAAAGAAUGGGUUGAGUGUGUUCUCCUUGUUGUACCGCACCGGCUCGCCCUCUUCACACGGGGAGCCGCCUGUCGCCUGCAAACAAACAUAUGCACACACGAGUGAGGUCUGCGUGUGCCUCACGUGUGUGGACAUCGAUUGUGUAUUGGCUGUGUGUUUGCAAUUGCGAGUGACCUGGACGACUCUGCCACCAGCCUCGUUGACGAUGGCGUGGGCGGCGCAGGUGUCCCACUCACCUACAGGACGAUACACACACACACGAUAGAGGGAUGGAUGGACGGAUGGCAUCAUUGCUUGUGCAUGUGUGUGUUAGGUACACGUGGGUGCGAGUCGUGGGUAGACGUGAGCCGUGCCCUCAGCGACCAGCAUCAGCUUGAUCGACGAACUGAUGCAGACAGACACACAACGACACAUACACACACACACACACACACAGACACACACAUCCACGGUCUCAAGUGGCCGCCCCGCCCCCCGCCGCUCAUCACGCUGUCUACAGUCCUCACUCACUGACCCGAGCGAUAUGAGUGUGGGGUUUUUGUACUUGCUGAUGAACUCCUGGGUCUCGGGCGUGUUGUGCGACCGCGACGCCACGAUGGUGAGGCCCUCGUCGGCCUUGCUGAAGGUCGCCGCCUGGAUCUUCCUGACCUCGUCGUUCUCCUCCUUGUAGGCACCUGACAUGCACGGACGACGACAGACACAGACGGAGAUCCCCACCAAGCUUCCACAGUGGGAGCUCCGUGUGUCUGUGUGUGUGCAUGUUGUGCGUACCGAGCCCCUCUGCGGCCCAGUAAGCGAUGCCCUGUGCCGGGAUGGUCACCACCCCAGCGAUGGGCGUGGGGCCUUUGCAGAUGCCGAUGUUGACCGUGAACUGACCGUUGCCUAAACACACACACACACACACACGCGCAUGAGAAAGCAUGAAUCACACGUGUGCGAAAAGCUGUCCGUCGAUUGCCUACUGACGUUUGAUGAACUCUUUGGUUCCAUCAAGUGGGUCGACGCAGAAGUAGUACUCCCAGUUCUUGCGCUCCUCGUAGGCCAGUUUCUCGUUCUCCUCGCUGACGAUGGGCACAUUGGGGUAGAGGGUCGCCAGCGCCUCACAGAUGACCUUGUUGGCCUCCCUGUCGGCGGCCGUCAGGGGCGAGCUGUCGCUCUUCAUCUCGACCUCCCAUUUGUCCUUCUCGCCCUCGUAAAUGGCCAUGAUGGCCGCACCAGCACGCUUGGCUAUCUUGACGAUCUCAAGCACGUCCACCAAUGUGCUCCCGCACUGCACCUUCAUCGUCGACAGCGCCAGGAAAUCGCUCGUCGUGAUCCCCGUGUUGGGCGCCGGGUAGCUCUUGGCCGAAACAACGGUGGAUGAUGAGGGGGUGGCCGAUGGUUGUGCAGCAGCUGUCUGUGAAGGGGCCUCUGAUGCGGGAGUCGGCAUCAAUGGACGCGCGAGGGGCUGGAAGAGCGCAGCAGCCUCGGGGAGCAGGGCGCUUUGACACAAAAGCCGACGGCGGUGGGGCGCUUGGGUGUCCUGGCAAGAGGGGAUCUCCCGGCGUCUGCUCCUGCUGCUGCUGCUCCUGCUGCUGCCUGUGGUGGAGAGAGCGGCAGACGGCCUCGGCAGCACCGAGACGAGGAGAAGGGCGACGAUUCGGGCUGAGGCGGCUGCUCCACGGCGAGGCGAUGACAGGUUUGAAAGAGGUGCCCAAUGCAUAAGCAAUGCGCGGCGUUGGGGGUGAGAUCUGUCAAGGCUAAGCUUGCAAGAGGCGCUUCCA